Molecule: messenger RNA, 708 nt
Organism: Prunus armeniaca (apricot)
Lineage: Eukaryota; Viridiplantae; Streptophyta; Magnoliopsida; Rosales; Rosaceae
Source: the annotation of a GenBank genome assembly
AUGGCACAAGUCAGAGGAUCAUCAACAAGAGGGAUGGGAGAGAGAUCGUCAUCAUUGACACGCUUGCACGAAAAGAUUUUGCCUUCCUCAGGUUGGACAGAGGACUCCAAUGGCCAUUAUCUUCUUGUUGAUCUUCCAGAUUUUAAAAAGGAGGAGGUGAGGCUUGUGGUGAAUGUCUCAGCUGGCUAUAUGACAGUCAGCGGACAAAGGCAAGUCAAUGAGAAGAAAUCUGAGUAUUUUGAGCAGAACUUCAGCAUCCCUCCAAACUCAGAUGUCGAUAAGAUCACCGGAAAAUUUGACGCUGGGAUUCUCUAUGUCACUGUGCCAAAGGUAGCAGCAGUUGUAGAAGAAAAGAAAGAAGCGGAACCUGAAAUAAUAGAAAACCAAAAUGUCGAAGAAACCGCUGCCACAGAACCAGCUAAGCCAGAGAACAAAAAUGUGGAAGGCGCUGCAGCAGAAAACGUUCACUUAACAGAACCGAAAAAUGAUGGACAGCACUCGAACAAAGAUGAUGGAGCCUCAAAAAAAUUAUCAGGAAAUAAUGACCGCAUAUUCUUUUCUCUGGAGAAUAUAAGGAAAUGGGAGGAGCAUGAAGAUGGGAUUUUGAAGACUGCAAUGGAGAUGUUGAGCAAAAAUAAAGGGAUUGUUAUAACAGCUGUGGUGGCAUUUUCACUAGGGGUGCUAGUUUCUCGUCAGACUUUCCAAUGA